This is a messenger RNA of Pseudoliparis swirei, 1071 nucleotides long. RefSeq lists its product as uncharacterized. The record is from RefSeq and is a predicted model, not a curated record. The transcript is spliced from 7 exons. Bases 25 to 1071 code for a protein of 348 amino acids. NCBI's taxonomy places the organism in Eukaryota, Metazoa, Chordata, Actinopteri, Perciformes, Liparidae.
UCGGAUUCAGAGGCUGCAAAAGAGAUGGUAGAAAAUGCCUUGCUCACCAAACCUGGAGGUGAAGAUGUCCUUGAAGAGUACAAGUCACAAAAUUCGCUGAAGCACCGCACCCGUAGACAGCUUGUCAACAUAUUGGCUAGCCAUAUGACUGAAAUGCAUGGGAGGAUUCCUUCUCGUAACCAGAAGGAGAAGUUUGCCCUGGGAAUCAUUACACUCUUUCCUACGCUGAAGGAUCCCUUUUCGCCAAAGGGAUAUCUGAAUCAAGACUUCACACUGCUGUUUGGUGCUGAGACGGCUUCCAAGAUGCUCGAGAAGUGGGAUACAGCAUUCAAGCCGACGGUCAUCAAAGAGGCCAAACACCUGACUCCGUCAACUGAGCUGUGCCAACUUCUGACAGCUGCAGAGAACCUUCCAGAAGAUGAUCAUACCGCUGGACGGAAGAGGAUCAAAAUAAGUCCCAGUGAUGCAGUGGGCAAAAUGUUGCAUUUUCACAAGUCAUGCUGCAGCAUCAGUGAACACCUGCUGGGAAGAGAGGCUAAACAACCGUACAUCCUUGCUGUUGGCCGAAACAAAAACAGAAUCGAUGCCUUCUACAUCGUUGUGGAUAAACAGCUCAUCCCCUGCCAAGCUACUAGCUCUUUGGGUGCUUUUGAUGAACUAUUUAAAGCCCACUACGUGUUCAACCUGUCUUACGAUGGAACUUUGGUCCCACUCUUCACCUUUGUGCAGACAACAGUCUACAACAUCGAUAUUUCAACAACAGAUCAGUCUCCAAGAGUACGUGAGUUCCGGGCGAAGGUAUUGCACGUCAAAGACCUCACCAAUGGAUCCAAUGGAAUCGAUAGCGCCAAUGGAGCCAAUGGAGCCAAUGGAUCCAAUGGAAUCGAUGGCACUAAUGGAACCAAUGGAACCAAUGGAUCAAAUGGAACCGAUAGAACCGAUGCAGCCAAUGGAUCCAAUGGAACCAAUGGAUCCAAUGGAACCGAUGCGGCCAAUGGUGCCAAUGGAACCAAUGGAUCCAAUGGAACCGAUGCAGCCAAUGGAUCCAAUGGAACCAAUGAUCUACUUUAA